Antechinus flavipes (yellow-footed antechinus) is the source of this 695-nucleotide messenger RNA. It is a transcript of the gene GNG3, whose product is annotated as G protein subunit gamma 3. Gene Ontology annotation, cellular component: heterotrimeric G-protein complex. Gene Ontology annotation, molecular function: G-protein beta-subunit binding. NCBI's taxonomy places the organism in Eukaryota, Metazoa, Chordata, Mammalia, Dasyuromorphia, Dasyuridae. The record is from RefSeq and is a predicted model, not a curated record. Gene Ontology annotation, biological process: G protein-coupled receptor signaling pathway. The coding region runs from base 264 to 491 and encodes 75 amino acids. The transcript has 3 exons.
CUUCUAGCAUCCUUCAUCCUUCAGGUAGUAGUGGUCCAGACAGGCAGUGGUAACACUGUAUCACUUGGGACCAGCCCUCGAAGGACCGAGCCCAGUCUCCGCUCCCGUGUCGAGGAUUGCGGUUAUUCUCCUCUGAGCCUGCUGUUUCUAUCAUCUGUAUCAGAAAGCACCAGGCAACAGGGUGAGACACCCACCCCGGCCAGAAGGUCUCCGUUUCCCUCAAAACCCCUGGAUCUGCAGGCACCUAAAGCUUGAGAGGCAGGAUGAAAGGAGAGACCCCCGUGAAUAGCACCAUGAGCAUCGGGCAAGCCCGAAAGCUGGUGGAGCAGCUCAAGAUAGAAGCCAGCAUGUGCCGGAUCAAGGUGUCCAAGGCAGCUGCGGACCUGAUGACAUACUGUGAUGCUCACGCCUGUGAGGACCCCCUCAUCACUCCUGUGCCCACCUCGGAGAAUCCCUUCCGGGAGAAGAAAUUCUUCUGUGCCCUCCUCUGAACGCGCCCCCGCCCCGGAGCCCCCUUGGAACCCCGCCCCCCCCCGAGGCUCUCAGAAGCACAAGGCAGCCCCAGCCCCCACCGCCAGCCCCGUCUCUGCUCCCACCCUGGACAGCUCCGAGGAGGGCCGCGCGCGCCUGAUGGAGGCUCGAGCCCGGUGGGGGGUUAUUGGGAGGCGGAAUAAAAGCACUCGCUCUCGGAGGGA